Messenger RNA from Nerophis ophidion (straightnose pipefish), 17638 nucleotides. It is a transcript of the gene atxn1a, whose product is annotated as ataxin 1a. The coding region runs from base 1064 to 3283 and encodes 739 amino acids. The transcript has 6 exons. Gene Ontology annotation, biological process: nervous system development; negative regulation of transcription by RNA polymerase II. Gene Ontology annotation, cellular component: nucleus. The record is from RefSeq and is a predicted model, not a curated record. NCBI's taxonomy places the organism in Eukaryota, Metazoa, Chordata, Actinopteri, Syngnathiformes, Syngnathidae. Gene Ontology annotation, molecular function: RNA binding; protein binding.
AGUUCACUCAGCUGCUCCCUGCGUGAACUUGCGCGCCUCUCUCUCAAGGUGGGGGCCGGCCGCCGCAGACACUCGCAGGCGGGGAGGGAGCGACGCUUUCCGCCGCCAGCCCCGGAGCAGAGCUAGGGGGACGCCGAGCAGAGCCGAGCCGAGGCGAGGAGAAGCAGGAGAGGAGGCACACGGAGCCCACGCACAGACUGUGGUUUGAAAGUCGCUGGACUGUUUUGGUCUGCCUGGCUGGUUGGCCAGGUGAUGGCGGCUUGGACUGUCGCUCGUCUUCACUGCAAAGCCUCAUCUGGUGAGACACAUUUGGCUGAAGGCGAGCUCGCUACAAGACCGGCUGACUGACUUCCCCUUUUUGACACAGGAUAUUUUGGCUUCUAUCACAACCAGGGAAUGUUGAGAGCUCCUGUAGGUGGACAGACGUGGACACGCGGCGCACGACCUCAGGAAAUUCCCCUCUGUCGGUGACACCAUCAACAUCUGGCGGCGAGGACCGCGGCGCCGUUCGAGUGUCAUCUCUGGACCGAAUAACAACAGGCUCUGCCGCAUCUGCCCCUAUCUUUCUACCUCCUCUGCUCAGGGAGUGCCGAGUGCCUGAGUCAAUACACUGCAUUCUGGGAUCGCCUGGAACCCUCUCGAUGGGCCGCACCAACUGCUGACCAAACAGGAGGGUAUUGAAGGAGCUUUGUAUUGAAUGAGGAUUGUGCAGCGUGAGGGAACGCUCGCAGGGCGAUGAUUCCGCAUGAAGCGCGGCGCGCUCGGCCCCCCGUCGUCCUCGGCGGAUGCAGCAGGUGUGACGUCGUGACGUUCUCGCCUAGCGCCCUCAGCUCGCCCUCCUCCGGUCGUUAGAAUCACCCGGACCGAACAGGCCGUCCCGCUUCCCCCCCAGGCCCCUUCUCCUUACCUUUUCCAUCUUGAAUCCCGACUCACUUCCUCACCGGGACUCAGAUGUUUCCGUAGGGCGACGCCAAGUACGAGGAAACGAGCACAUGUAGAAGGAGAGAGGAAAGUGUGAAGAAGGCAGCAAAAAAGAUCAAGUAAGUACACAAGAGAGGUCAAGAUGAAGUCCAACCAUGAACGCAGUAAUGAAUGUCUGCCCCCGAAGAAGAGGGAGCUCCCGUCUGAAAACCGCUCCCCGACUAUACCCUCUGCUCCAGACCCCCAGCGCCAUGACAACGUGGCCUGGCUUGUGGGCGGCGGCGGUGGCAAUGGAAGCACCAUGAUGAGCGCUCCUCGCAGCUCUGCACAAUCAGGUGCCCUCCAGUAUAAAUCCCUCUUCUCCACGUCGGACUCUUCCUCCAUGACGCUGGUGUCCUCCCUCCCUGCGGUCUACACGUCCCCACACGUCGGAGGGACGGUCCACUACGCUCAACUGCCUCCCAACCUUCAGUUUAUCACCUCGCCUUACACUGCGCCCUACGCCAGCUACAUCGCUCCCCAGCUGCUUCCACCUCCGCCGCCGCCUCCUCCCUUCUCCUCCAGAACCUCAUCGCACGCAGAGACCGUCUGCGCUCCCUCCCACGCCUCCAAAUUCGAGCAACAGCGGGCAUCCAUCCGGCACACCUCCUCCAUGCCUCCGCCGCCCACAGACGCCACCCCGCUCCGCGCCUCUCCUCGGACCCUGCGCUCGCCUCACUCCCUGCACGGCCAUCACACGCCAGCAUCACAGUACACGGACGGAGGAACCCCCAGGAAAGAGGAAGGGGGGUCCAGAGAGCUUCACAACGGAGGGUUGGAGCGGACCCGGAGGUUUGAGUCUGGACACUCAAAGCCAAUCAAAUCGCGCGACGCCUACGAGUCCUGCCAGCUGGUUCUCCCGUCAGACUAUGCUCACGACCAAAUGGCGCUGAGAACCUCCAUCAUGCUCAUGCCCAACAGCCAUGGGGACCACCAGCUGGUACAAGUCAAGAAUAGUCCUGAGAAGACCUCCACUAACAUGGAGAAAGGCAACAUUUUCUUGAGGAAGCCAAACAAUCGCACCCCUUCUUUCACCUUUCCACCCCCCUUAAGUGUUGACAAUCUAAAAGCUGCAGUUGGUCCACUAUCGCCACAGACUGUUAUACAGACAACCCACAGCUCCACAUUGGAGUCCGUGGGGCUGCCUUCCCCCGGCGUCUACCCCCAGUCCCCAGUGAUUGGUUACAUAGCGGGGGCCAGGGGCAGCCAGCACACGCCAAUGAGCUACCACACCAGCCUACAACAGCACGUUCUCAUCACUGGCACCCAGCCAGUCAUCAUCCCAGUCAAUGAAAGCAGGGCUCCCACGCUAGAGCCCACUGUGUCCCAGGAUGUGACGUCGUCCACCCAGGCCCCCUUUCCUGCAGCGCUCCCCCACACCUACAUCGCCGCCCAGAGAGGAGAAACCCAGGAUAAUCCCGGCGUCUUGUAUCACCAGGUCGCCUCGGGCGGUGUGGUCCAAGCACAGCUCCACCUCCCCGUCGUCCCAUCAACAAUGGCGCCUCCGCCGCAGUCCAGCGCGGCAGCUCCCCCGUCGCUGCCGCCGUACUUCGUCAAGGGCUCCAUCAUCCAGCUGGCGGACGGCGAGCUCAAGCGCGUGGAGGAGCUGAAGACGGAAGACUUCAUCCAGAGCGCGGAGAUCAGCAGAGAGCUGAAGAUCGACUCGUCUACGGUGGAGCGCAUUGAAGGGAGCCACGUCUCGCCGAACAUUGCGGUGGUUCAGUUCUCUGUGGGCGAGCACCGUGCACAGGUGAGCGUGGAGGUUUUGGUGGAGUACCCCUUCUUCGUCUUUGGCCAGGGGUGGUCUUCCUGCUGCCCGGACCGGACCACCCAACUUUUGGAGCUGCCUUGCACCAAGCUUUCCGUAGGCGAUGUUUGUAUUUCACUCACCCUCAAGAACCUGAGGAACGGGUCUCUGCCCAGAACUCAGCCUUCAGAGCCGUCCCCCAGUCGCGGGCACCCCAGGGCCCCUAAGCCUCUCUCCAAUGUUCCCCAGAGGUGCAGUGGAGGGGGCUCCUGGCACGGCGAGCGGGAGAAUGGCGUUGGCCAGUGGGGUGGCAGCGGCGGGAAGGAGUGUAACAGCACUGUGGAAAACGGGGAUCUGGCGUUUGGGCAAAGAGGUUCUACGUUGAUUUUGAAAGACGAGCUCGCGGAACCCGGGAAGCCUGGAUUGUCAUCCGGGGGCAGGAAGCGAAGGUGGUCGGCCCCUGAGGGACGGAAAGUUGAAAAAUCCGAGGAGCCGCCCUUGACCUUGGCCAAACCUUCUUUUAUCCCCCAUGAGGUGAAGGUCACCAUCGAGGGAAGGUCGAAUAUCGGCAAGUGACUGUGACCAGGAAAAGGUGAAAGCUCGCUUUAGUGUUUCAUGAUUUGUUUUCAUCUUAGACUAGACGACAAUACUCGACACGCUCUCACCUUCGACCUAGUUUUUAUGGAUGAAAACAACCUGUGCUUUUGGCGAAGGCUUUCCACAAGACUUCGCGGAAGGAUGGGUGAGGAGCACUAGCUUCAGCGAGGCCGUUAGCUGACGGUGUUCUGCGCACGCGUGAGAGGGAACAACGCUUCUUCUUCGUUAGCUUAGCAUUUCAGCAUUCUGCUCAAUAUCAAACGCCCAUUUUGAAAUGAUUGUCAGAGAAAUAUGAAUCAGGGGUCAUAAAGUGGAACUGUGACAUGUCAUUUUCUAUCCAAACAUGACUUUUUACAAACACACUGGGUUGGCCGACGUUCCUCCUCGUAUUUGGUGAGAAAUAUGUUCCGUUCUAUUUUUGUAACUUGAGAGCGUCGUGGUUGUUUUUAACGCAGUACUGUAUGUUUGUUGGCGUUUUUAAGACGUGGGGGGAGGGGGAGGGGGGGGUGACUAACAAGUAGCAGCAGCAGCACUUUGGAAAAGCGAUGGCGGGGUCAAGUUGUUUUUGUAAUUUACUUUUUUUUUUCGGUGCCGUAGAUGUGCCUCAAAAGAAAUUGGACGAAGAGCUCGCGCCGCACGAGUUUUGAAGGGUGUCUUUGUCUUUUCUGUGUGCUAGAUUGUGCGAGACGCUGGCUUAUGUCCGUCCACACACACACACAUGCACGCACGCACACACACACACACACACACACACACACACACACACACACACACACACACACACACACACACACACACACACAAACAAACAACAAUCCAGGCCAUCCCCGUAAUUUGAUUGUUGUACUGUAUCGGUGGCGAUUUGGGUGCAUAUCGUACCCAGCGGACUGCUUUUUGGCCGUAUGCACACUCGUAGUUAACAGUACCAGUUGCACAUGUGGCGUGUUCGUGUAUGAGUUUAUGUAUACUGUGUAUAGACAAGUAAUACACUUCAUAGCUAGAGAAAUAUAUGAAUAGACAAUGUUCAUGUCCAGUGUUUCCGCUUGAAAUCUUUAAAGAGAAUCUUGCAGUUUGCACAUCAGGUGGGAGAGAGUCGUCUGUUUUUUUUUUUUUUUUUUUUUUUUUUGGCGGGUGGACCCCUGAUCAUUUAUGAUGAGCUCGAGGCCACCCGCAAAAAAAGAAACACUGGAGAAUCCCCGAUAUUUCUUAGUUAAACACACAAAGUGUGCAAUGUGCCUGCCUACUGAGCUCCAGUCAACAUUUGGCGUCCCCACAGGGGGUUCAAACUGGGGCUGUUGCACAAAGAUGUAGCCGUUAUUAGACACACGUUACGUACGCUCUCUCAGGGCCAGGAGGUGCACUAUCUGGGGAAAACAUGGGGGCCAACGCACAGGGGAUAUUUUUAGGAAGGACCCCCAUGGGUCCCCCAAGGAGCAACGUAAGGCAGGGGUGUAUUUUUCCACUGAGGGCCACAUAAAAAAAAAAAAAGACGCAAAGCAAUCCAAUUUAGAUAAAAUUUGCUGUGCUAGCUGAACAACACAUCAACAUGUUAGCAUCGUGUCGUUAUUGACCAAAGAAAUCUGUGUAAUGUCUUGUGAAUAAUAAUUUACUGUAAAAAAGUCAAGCUGCUGUCAUGUCUUUUGAUCAUGUCUUGUUUGGCUAUGUUCUGUUAACCUUUAGACUCUUUAAGUUCCUGUUUUUUUAGAAUAGAAUAGAAAGUACUUUAUUGAUCCCUGGGGGAAAUUCAGCACCACAGUUCGCUCACAAUAAACAAUAAUAAUAAUAAAUAAAUAAUAUAUGACAUAUAUUAUAUGUAUAAUAUAUAAUAUAUGAAUAAUAUGCAUAUAUUCUACAUAUAUUCUACAUUUAAGUGCAGUCAAGAAGGAACAUAUGCAUUAUACAGUCUGAUGGCUGUCGGUAUGAAGGACCUACUGUGUCGUUCCGUGUUGCAUUUUGGGAGCCUGAGCCUUCCACUGAACGUGCUCAUUCUCUCCGCAAGGUCCGAGUGUAGUGGGUGGGAGGUGUUGUCCAUAAUGGCUAGGGCUUUCACUCCCCUGUUUUGUUGCCAUGGUUGCAAAUUACGUUCACCUGUCUCUGAUUAGUGUUCGGCCGCUCACCUGCUACUCGAGCACUAAUCAGAGGCAUUAUUUAAGCCUGCCAUUGCCGGUCAGUCCGUUGGCGUCAUUCUGUCAUAUUGAGUAGGGUGACAGCUUGCUGCGGGGUUGUUCUCCCAGGAAAGCAGACGGACUAUUUGGGACGUGGCGUGCAGGUAUAAACAUGAUUUAAUUUGAACUAAAAAAGGUACAAACAAAAAGCGCUCACAGCAGAGGCACAACUUGGCUAAGGAAACAAAACUAAAUCUUUAACGUUAACUAGUGAUGGGUCCAGCAACACCGAGCGUCAAGCUCAUAUAGGAAAACACUGUGUUGGUGCGCAUGCUGCUUUUCGAAAGUCACGUGACCGAUCAUGUGCUGUUUCAGUCACGUGACCGAUACGCUAACUGUGUCGCAAUGACACCUGCACGUCAAACUGUGUUUAUAAGGAAGCGCAUCUGUCAACGAGAUGCUGCUGCCAACAGAAUCGCCGCACUUCUGCCGUUGGUCAUUUGUAAUUUAUCGUCGUCUGAGAUAAUUUCUGCCGUGUGGGAAUAUUUUGAUCAUAUAUCGGAAAACAAGGUAUUUGUGUUAAUUUCCUUGUCGUUUCAUCCUGUUCUCUCAAAGUUUCUACUCAAUCUGUUAGUAGGGCUGUAACGGUAUGUGUAUUUGUAUUGAACCAUUUCAGUACUGGGGUUUUUCUAAGCUAAAGUCUUAACAAGCGGCUUUGCUUCUUCUGCCUCAGCACCCAGCAUUGUCCCACCCACACAACCAUCUGGUUACAUUAAAAAGCAAUAACAGCGAUUCUCUUCGAUAGCUCAGUUGGUAGAGUGGAGGGCUGUAGUUGCUUAUGCUGAGUUCCUUAGGGCACUUGUUCAAAUCCAGCUCGUUGGAUCACUCAUUACGUUUUUACCAUGAAUUGAUUAACGUGGACACCGACUUAAACAAGUUGAAAAACUUAUUCGGGUGUUACCAUUUAGUGGUCAAUUGUACGGAAUACGUACUGUACUGUGUAAUCUACUAAUAAAAGUUUCAAUCAAUCAAUCAACAGUGCGUAUUCAGAGCGCAUGUAAAAAAAAAUGUUUUUAAAAAUCCUAGUCCACAAGUAUCUUCAUUAACAACACGUUCUCUUAGAUUUCCAUAUUAUGAUACAUGUUCAUAUUAUUUAUUGACUGUAUCUAAAAAAGAUAAAAAUAUAUUUUUUAUUUAAAUGAAGAUAUGAAAUAAUCCUAAAUGAAAUACAAUGACUUGGUUUAUAUUAUUGUAUAUAACUAUGUCAGGGGCAGGGAACCUAUGGCUCUAGAGCCAGAUGUGGUUCUUCCGAUGACUGCACCUGGCUCUCAGAUAAAUCUUAGCUGACAUUGCUUAACACAAUAAGUAAUGAAUAAUUCAGCUGGUAAUCACAGUGUCAAAAAUAAGGUUCAAAAUAUUAAACAUUCUCAUGCAUUUUCAUCCAUUCAUCCGGUUUCUACCGCACCUGUUCAAGAAGUCGCAUUAAUGGUAAGUAGUAUUUUAUUUAUUUUUGGUUAGCCUCAGAAUAACAAUGUUAUUAAAAAGAAGAAGAGACUUAUUAUACUCUAAAAAUGUUGGUCUUUCUUAAAAAUGCACGCAUAUAGUUGUAUUCAGUGUUAAAAAGAAAAUGAAAGAAAAUGAUAUCGCUCUCACGGAAAUACUUUUAAAGAUAUUUGGCUUGUAUGGCUCUCUCAGCCAAAAAGGUUCUCGACCCCUGUACUAGGUCAUACAAUCAGUGUCAGUUGAGUCGGUCCAUAGGUUGCCUGUAGGGAUUUUUAAUGUCUAAAAAAAUGUAAACUAUAUUGAUACACCAAGUAUCAAUAUAGUUUUGCAAUGUGUCGAAACGCUUCAUGACGCCUCAUCAACCCAUCACUAACGUAAACUAUGAACAUAAAACAAACAAAACAUACUGUGGCUUGAAAAGAGCAGCAUGGACUUUGGCGUAAAAACUAGCAUGGACAGAGCAUGAAAAGAACACAAUGACACCAGCCGACUGACAGGCAAUGGCAGGCUUAAAUAAUGCCUCUGAUUAGUGCUCAGGUAGCAGGUGAGCGGCCGAACACUAAUCAGAGACAGGUGAACGUAAUUUGCAACAAAACAAGGGAGCGAAAAAAAACAGGAACUUAAAGAGUCCAAAGGUCAACAGAACAUAGCCAAACAAGACAUGAUCAAAAGACAUGACAGCUGCAACCAGAAAUGACCCCCGGGCCACACUUUAAACACCCUUUACCCUUUGUAAGGGAUGACUGGGAGGGUCAGCGAAGGGUGCAGACAAGGAGGAGUGAGAGUGUAAGAGAUUACCUUAGAGCAAGGCUAUGCAACUCACAGGCCUGGGGUCCAAAUCUGAACCACUAAUGACAAGGACAAACAUUUUUGCAGCAUAUUACUAAAAACACAGGAGUGCUCCUGUUGUGUCAAGGAAUUUUGACCACUGUAAACACUUUGGCAGAUCCUCGCAUUGGUAUUUUAACUUUGACAUUACAUAGAACAUUGGGUUCCAAACGUGGGAUUUACAUACCCGAGGCGUCCCUCAGGGCACACCUUUAAUCCUCUCCUUUUUGGUAGUUACACCCCCCCCCCCACACACACACACACACACAAGUGGUGUUUCUCAAGGCUCCAUUUUAGGUCCUCUCUUUUUCAAAUUUUGGACAAUCCAACUGUGGGCCAGCGAGUUCGGUACACAAACUUGUGAGAGGCUCCCAUUUGUGUUGCAAAGAACUGUCAUGGGCCUUGUUCACACUGCAGGUCAAUUCCCAUUUUUUUCCCCCAUAUGAGACCUGUAUCGGAUUUUGUCAUGUCAGCGUGAACAGUGCAAUUCCAAAUUGUUCAUAUCUGACAAAGGCCUCUUUCAUAUGUGGAUAUAAAUGUAUAAAUAUAUGCGACGUGAACACUACUGCUUUGAAGUCACAUAAUCUGACCAGAACUUCAUCAAAAAGCGAUAAGCGUCAUAAUUAUUUGCUGAAAUAGACGGUUACAAAAUAAAUUGCUGACAACAGAGCAGAAACUUAUAGCAACUCCCGUGAAACAUCCACCACUGCUGUCUCAGACGACUCGCCCACAGACAUCAAAGCAAGUUAUGUCGGAAAACUGCAGGGGCCAAAAUACUUGACCUCUUCCUUCUUAAUCCUAUACGCACAAUAAUUUUGUUCAGAAAAUGUUGACUUUGAUCGCACAAAAUCCUUGAAAUUGCCACAAAUGCACCAACACUGAGACCGACGGGAGUGGAAGCCAUGUCUACUUUGGUAAACACUGCGGUGCGCGUGACGUCAUGUCUGUUUGCGGGUUAGAUUGCAUUCACAUUAGAAAUCACUUUUUUGUUUUGUAAUGUGAAUGACCAAGAUUGGAUUCGACAAAAAAAUCCGAAAAGGAAAUCCAACUGCAGUGUGAACGUAGCCUUAAAGAUGAUCUUUGACCAGCUUUUUUGCAGCUCCUGUCUCGCUGACAAAAUGAAAUGUCCACUGUAAAGGACGCUGGUUCUCCGGAAUAUACAAAAUAAGAAUAACAGAAAAGGGACAAGUUUGGCCCCACGGUCCUUAGCUUUCUGGAAAUGUGGCCCCCAAAACAAUUUAUUUGUAUACCCCUGCCUUAGAGCAUCCCACAGGUGUCCUGGGGACGACACACCAUGGGGCGGCUUCAAAGGUGACCCACGGGGCUGCCAGGGGUCUGAUUAAAGGAGAGAGACACCAAUGGGCGACUUAUAGUAGAUGACAACAAAGGUGCAUUAAGGGGGUUGACCUGAGGGUCCCCAUUUUUAUUGUUUUUUGGGCUUGACGAUGACAGGCGCACAGAUGGAUGCUGAGUGGAUGAUGAUGAUGAUGAUGUGCAUGGUGGAUUACCGAGACAUUUUGAAGAUGCUUUAUUUUUGUAAGAAUAAGCCAGGGUUCCACUGCAUAGGCACAGUAGUGCAUAUUUACUUUACUCCAUCAAAAAUAAUUCUGUAUGCUCGUAUGUAUUAACAACCUUCCCGGCUCCGCCCCCCCUCCCUUCAGACCACCGACCCAUUGAACAUGUCAUUAAACCAAUCAGCCUCUCGCAAACCUCUACACUUCUUCAGGUUAUAAGAAUAAAAGACACAAUGUAACUAUGGAGCCAAAGUCAAGUGAUGCUUGUGUUGCUAUGGUUACCUAAGAAAGCAAUAGGCGUGCACUUUACUUUACACACACACACACAGACUUGCACGCACACACACACACACACACACACACACACACACACACAGACUUGCACGCACACACACACACACACACACACACACACACACACAUUCUUGUAUUUGUUACCUUCUUGAGACCUCCGAAAAAUGCCUACCUCUUAAGGACCACCCUUUAUAGAUAUAUAAAGAUUUGUAUUUACAACAUUAAUAAUAUAUACAAACUAUGUAAAUAUAAAAAAGGUAAGCUUUUAUUUAAUUAGUUUUUCUUUGUAAUUGUUUUUUAACCUUCAUUAUUUACUUCAAGUUAUUACAGUAUGUCUCUAUAUAAAUGGUAAAUGGUUUAUACUAGUGUAGCGCUUUUCUACCUUCAGGGUACUCAAAAGUGCUUUGACACUACUUCCACAUUCACCCUUUCACACACACAUUCAUACACUGAUGGCGGGAGCUGCCAUGCGAGGCCCUAACCACGACCAAUCAAAAGUAAGGGUGAAGUGUCUUGCUCAAGGACACAACGGACGUGACUAGGUUGAUGGACGGUCGGGAUUGAACCAGGAACCCUCAGGUUGCUAGCACGGCCACUCCCAAACGCGCCACCCCGUCCCUAUAUACAAUUGUUGUUGUUUUUUCGGCCAAAGGGGGAACAUUUCAAAUUCGUACAAAUACUUGUUAUUUCAUAGGGUGACCAGAGGGGGAGCCCUUUUAAAAGCGACACAGUCAAUUUGAAAAAUCCCUCCUUUUUGGCACCACAUUAAUUUUGCUAGAUUUCACCACCAGGGGUGCACAUGAGACAUUCUCUAUUAAAUGCAAUGGUUUCCCAUAUUGGGACCAUGAUUUUGGUUCUAACUUGUUCACCGCUCCUCGUACGGAAGGUACUUUUCCUUGUUGAUGUCUCAAGAAGCGUAGAAAAUACAAGAACACACACACACACACACGCACACUCACACAAUCAUUCCACCGAGUAGUUGGCAAUAAACAUUUGACAGUGAUCCUCCAGCAACCAAAACCCUCACAAGACAAGACAACACUUUCUACUUUUAGCCAAUUAUAUUCAGGGAUUUUGUCCUCGUUUGUGCAGUAAGACAACCCCCAAAAACCUCCAAACCCUUCUUUUCCCCCCUGCAGGGGGCGCAACACUGCAACCCUCAAUAACCGCGAGCUACCUUUCACGCAGUGGCGUAGCGUGCAAAAAAGAAAAAAAAAAUAGCACAAAAGCUUGUUAUUGUUCACCAGGUGGAGACAUUUUGUGCCAUUCUGCUCAUUUCCAAACCAUUAUGUUUGCACUUAUUCAUCAUUAGAAAUGCUAAUCUGUUCAAUAUUUAGAUAGUCUGUUAUCGGCAAAAAAAACAUUUUUUAUUCCUCUUGUCGAAGCAUUUAAUGGCGUUAUCUUGGUUGUGUAUGCAAAUGAAGCAGUGGACCAAUAAGAAGCCACGUGGGCAGCAAAAGGCCACUUCACACACCUCUGCACUAAUGUAGGCUCACACUCGCCAAUGUUGGACAAGCUGCGCUACGCCACUGAUUGCGACACACAAUUGUCAUUGCUUUUAACGCAGAAGGCGGUCGACUGUUUCCGAGGGAAGGAAAGUAAACUUUUUUUUUUUUAAUUUUAAACCCCUUCAGUAAAUGUUUGGUAACGUGCAAUAGUUUUCCUCACUGUGCCAAGUCCAUGUAGCAGAAACCCCUUUUUCUUUAUUUUGCUUCUAUUCCUGUCUUUGUCCUUGGCGGCCUUCCUUUGUGUGUGUGUGUGUGUGUGUGUGUGUGUGUGUGUGUGUGUGAUAGAUUCCUAUGAUGAUGAUGAUGUGCGUGAAUGGACAAACCUUGUUAAGGUUCAUAAUGACCUCAUUGCCAAGUGGGGACCACUUUUUUUGUUUUGUUUGGAAGAAAAAAACCAAGAAAAAAGUACCGUAUUUUUCAGACUAUAAGUCAACAUAUACUCCGGAGCGAUAAUGUGUGAAAUUAACACAUUAUCGUGAAAUAUCAAAUAAUAUUAUUUAUCUCCUUCGCGGAAGAGACCGAGAAAAUGUCAGCAAUCGUCACACACACGUCAACCAAUAAGAAUUCGGCGGGGGAGGAUCAAGGCAGAAGUGCAUUGUGGGUCAUGGAAUGCUAACUGCCAUAUGCUACUGCCGUAGCUAUUAAAAUGGAUCAUUUCAUCGUUGGCGGUAACUAACAAAAACUGAGAAGGGCUGAACAAAAAUGGCACCGAAAAGGAAAUCAUGUACUGCAGAUUACAAGCUGGACGUAGUGAAAUAUGCAGCAGAAAACGACAAGAGGAAGCGCCACAUACCUUUGGAGUUGGCAGAGUUGUUUAGAAGCGACAUCGAGGAAGAAGAUUUCAUUGGAUUUAUCGAUUAGGAGUGACAGAUUGUUUGGUAAACGUAUAGCAUGUUCUAUACGUUAUAGUUAUUCUAAUGACUCUUACCAUAUAGAUAAAGUACACUUAUUCAGCCUGUUGUUCACAAUUCUUUAUUUAUUUUAAAGGCCUACUGAAAUGAGAUUUUCUUAUUUAAACGGGGAUAGCAGGUCCAUUCUAUGUGUCAUACUUGAUCAUUUCGCAAUAUUGCCAUAUUUUUGCUGAAAGGAUUUAGUAGAGAACAUCCACAAUAAAGUUCGCAACUUUCGGUCCUAAGAGAAAAGUCCUGCCUCUACCAGAAGUCGCGGACGAUGACGUCACAAGUAUGGGGGCUCCUCACAUGUUCACAUUGUUUUUAAUGGGAGCCUCCAACAAAAAGUGCUAUUCAGACCGAGAAAACGACAAUUUCCCCAUUAACUUGAGCGAGGAUGAAAGAUUUGUCUUUAAGGAUAUUGAUAGCGACGGACUAGAAGAAAAAAAAAAACGCGAUUGCAUUGGGAUGGAUUCCGAUGUUUUUAGAGACAUUUAUUAGGAUAAUUCUGGGAAAUCCCUUAUCUUUCUAUUGUGUUGCUUGUGUUUUAGUGAGUUUAAUAGUACCUGAUAGUCGGAGGGGUGUGUCCACAGCUGUCUUGACGCGCAGUGUCUCAGGGGAGUCGACGGCAGCUAUGGACGGCACAAGCGACUUUUUACCCACAAUUUUCUCACCGAAAACUGCAGGUUGACAUUUGGACGGGAUCCAUGUUCGCUUGACCGCUCUGAUCCAUAGGAAAGUUUCACCUCCAGGAAUUUUAAACAAGGAAUCACCGUGUGUUUGUGUGGCUAAAGGCUAAAGCUUCCCAACUCCAUCUUUCUACUGUAACUUCUCCAAUAUUAAUUGAACAAAUUGCAAAAGAUUCAGCAACACAGAUCUCCAAAAUACUGUGUAAUUAUGCGGUUAAAGCAGACGACUUUUAGCUGUGUGUGUGCGCAGCGCUCAUACUUCCUAAAAACCCUUGCGUACACGUCAUCAUUACACGGCGUUUUCAAGACGUAACUCCCAGGAAAUUUAAAAUUGUAAUUUAGUAAACUAAAAAGGCCGUAUUGGCAUGUGUUGCAGUGUUAAUAUUUCAUCAUUGAUAUAUAAACUAUCAGACUGCGUGGUGGGUAGUAGUGGGUUUCAGUAGGCCUUUAAAUUGCCUUUCAAAUUUCUAUUCUGGGUGUUGGAUUUUAUCAAAUAAAUUUCCCCCAAAAAUGCAACUUAUACUCCAGUGCGACGUAUAUAUCUUUUUUUCCUUCUUUAUUGUGCAUUUUCGGCCGGUGCGACGUAUACUCCGGAGCGAUUUAUAAUCCGAAAAAUACGGUGGAUGCACAUGUGAGCUUUUUAAAGACGUUUCAGCACUUUUCCAAUCGGAGCUGGUGGAGGAUUGCCACAAGGGGGGCGAUAAAUCAUGAGGUGGUGUUGUUUUUUUGUUUUUUUUUCGGGUCCAACGGGGCCGAGGUGUCAUGGUCGUCUCACGCAUCCCUUUUGUAGAGCUCGCUGUGUCAUCUUCUCACGUUUGUUUUUUUGUCUCUUGCACAAUUGAAAAAGAAAAAUGAAUGUGUGGAGCUUUUUGACGUUUUGGAUGACGAAAACAAGAAAAGAGAAAAACAAGCAUGUGUGCUUCUAAGGUGCUUUCACACUUGGGCGUGUUUGCUUUGACUGGGUGCCUUUGCGGUUGGAUCAGGCACUUGUCAACGCAUUAGUCUGGGGGAAAAAACUAAACAAAAAAGAACGCUUAAUGUUAAGUCCAGGUCCGCUUGAAAGUGAACUUUGGUGCAGUUUGGUGCACUUGAAUGCGACACAAACGUAAACAAUGACGAAAAAUUAGGAUUUUUGCAUGAAAUGACAAAUAUGUCAGAGAGAUCGCGUUUAGAAAUGCCGUCAGUGCUCUUUAAAUAUCUUCUUUUUUUUUUUUUUGUGAAAUCUAAGCCGUUAAGAAAUUGUAGAAAAAAAAUGAAAUAUAUUUGACUCAGCAGAAAGCUUUUUCUUUUGUAGUAUUUGAGAGUAUGUACUUUUUUAAACUAUAUUUUAGAAGCUUUCUGUGAAAUCCAAGUUGGUAAAAAAAAAUUGAAGAAUGGGGAAAAAAAAGUAAAUAUAUUCAACUCAGCAGAAACCAUUUUCUUUUGGAAUAUUUGAGUUUCUUUCAAAAACCUUUCUUUAAAUGUAUAUUUUAGAUGCUUUUGGUAAAAAGCCAAGCUGUUAAAAAAUUGCAGAAAAAUAAUUAAAUAUAUUUGACUCAGCACAAAGCUUUUUAUUUUGUAGUGUUUGAGCCACAAAACUUACUCUUUAAAAUUAUAUUAUAGUAGCCUUUUAGUGAAAUCCAAGCUGGUAAAAAAAAAAAUAGAAGAAUGUGAAAAUAAGGGAAGCUACUCAACCCAGCAGGAAGCAUUUUUGCAUGUGGAAUAUAAGAGCUACAUUAUACCAUGAAAGAUGCUCUUUAAAAGUAUUUUUUAGAAGGUUUUGGCGAAAUCUAUAAAAAAUGACAUUAAAAACUCACUCAGCAGAAGUUAUUUUCCUUUGGAAAACUCCAAUUUGUCCGAAAAGUUGCUCUUUAAAAGUAUCGUUUAGAAGCUUUUGGUGAACUCUAGGCUAGUAAAAAAAAACAAAAAAACAACAGCAACAAUAUAAUAACAGCCUGCAUGUUCAAUUCAACACUAAAACUUUUUUUUUUUUUUAAUAUUAAAGUUACUUAAAAAAAACAUAUGUUUAAAAGUAUAUUUUAAAAUCUUUUGAUGAAAUCCAAGCUGGUUAAAAAAAUAUAAGAAUGUGAAAAUAAGGAAAGAUAUUCAAUCCAUUAGGAAGUAUUUUUUGCAUUUGGAAUAUGAGAGCUACAGUAUAGCAUGAAAGAUGCUCUUUAAAAGUCUAUUUUAGAAGGUUUUUGGUGAAAUCUAAGAAGUUAAAAGUAGAAAAACGCACCCAGCAGAAAGUAUUUAGAAAAUAAAAAAACAUUUAAUUAAGAUUCAUUUGUCAGAAAAAUUGCUCUUUAAAAGAAUCGUUUAGAAGCUUUUGGUCAACUCUAGGCUGGUAAAUAAAAUAAAAUAAAACAAUAGCAGACCAUGAAUAAAGACUGCAUAUUUAGCCCAACAGAAAACUUUUUCUUUGGAAUAUUUGAGUUACUUAACAAAAACUUAUCUUCAAAAGUAUAUUUAGGCAGCUUUUGGUGAAAUCUGAGAAGGUAAAAAUACCAGAAUAUAAAAAUAGUAUAUAAACUCACACAGCAGAAAGCAUUUUAUUGUAGAAUAUUUGUUUGUCAGAAAAGUUGCUCUUUUAAAGUAUGGUUUAGAAGCUUUUGGUGAACUCUAGGCUGAAAAGAAAGGUAGAAUUUGAAAACUUCCUCCAUAUUUCACCCGGCAGAAAGCAUUUUCUUUUGGAAUAUUUGAGUUUCUUUCAAAAAAUUCUCUUUAAAGGUAUAUUUUAAAAGCUUUUGGUGAAAUCCAAGCUGUUGAAAAAUUGUACAAAAAUAAUUAAAUGUAUUUGACUCAGCAGAAAAGCUUUUUCUUUUGUAGUAUUUGAGCUGCAUCACAAAAUGUACUUUUUAAAAGUAUAUUUUAGUAGCCUUUUAGUGAAAUCCAAGCUGGUAAAAAAAAUAGAAGAAUGUGAAAAUAUGAAAGAUAUUCAACCCAGCUGGAAGUAUUUUUUGCAUUUGGAAUAUAAGAGCUGCAGUAUACCAUGACAGAUGCUCUUUGAAAGUCUAUUUUAGUCUUAAGAUUUUGGUGAAAUCUAAGAAGGCAAAAGUACCAGAGUAUAAAAAAUGACAUUAAAAGUAAGUAUAUUCCUUUAGAAAACUUUCAUUCGUCAGAAAGGUUGCUUGUUAAAAGUAUCAUUUGGAAGCUUUUGGUGAACUCUAUGCUGGUAAAAAAAAAAAAAAAAAAGCAACCUGCUUAUUUAACCCAACAGUUUUCUUAGGAAUAUUUUGAGUUAUUUAACAAAAACGUAUCUUUAAAAGUUUGGGUGAAAUCUGAGAAGGUAAAAAUGCCAAAAUAUAAAACUAACAUAUAAACUCACCCAGCAGAAAGCAUUUUAUUGAAGAAUAUUUGUGUUUGUCAGAAAAGUUGCUCUUUGAAAGUAUGGAUUAGAAGCUUUUGGUUAAGUUAAAGUUACCAAUUAUUGUCACACACACACACUAGGUGUGGCGAAAUUAUUCUCUGCAUUUGACCCAUCACCCUUGUUCACCCCCUGGGAGGUGAGGGGAGCAGUGGGCAGCAGCGGUGCCGCGCCCGGGAACCAUUUUUGGUUAUUUAACCCCCAAUUCCAACCCUUAAUGCUGAGUGCCAAGCAGGGAGGUAAUGGGUCCCAUUUUUAUAGUCUUUGGUAUGACUCAGCCGGGGUUUGAACUCACAACCUUCCGAUCUCAGGGCAGACACUCUAACCAAAAGGCCACCAUUUAACUCGACAGAAGGCAUUUUCUUCUGGAAUAUUUGAGUUUCUUUCAAAAACUUCUCUUUAAAAGUAUAUCUUACAAGCUUUUGGGGAAUUCUAAGAUCGUAUAAAUAGCACAAUAUUAAAAAAAAACUAACCCAGCAGAAAAAAUUCUCCCUUGAGAUAUUUGGGUUGAUUUUCAAAGUGUAUUUUGGAAGCUUUUGUUUAAAUCGAAGCUGGUGCAAAUAGCAAACUAUAAAAGUAACCAACAUAUUCAAGCCAGGACACAGCAUUUCGCUUUGAAACAUUUGUUACUUCACAAAAACCUCUCUUGAAAAGUAUAUUUUAGAAGCUCUUGGUGAAAUAGCAGAAUAUAUAGAAAAUUACACUUGCUACCAAAUUUUGCUUUGGAGUAUUUUAGUUACGUCACUAAAAGUAUUUUAGGAGCUUUUGGUGAAAUGUAAGCGGGUAAAUGAUAAUAAUAGCUGAAUAUAAAAACAACCCAGCAGAAGUUAUUUUGCUUUUAAGGAUUUGAGUGGUGUCAUUAAGUCAAGUCGCAAAAGCUGAAGUCUGGACUUCUUUCCUGUGCAAUAUUUGCUGACAUGACAAAUCUCCAAGCGUGAACACUAAGCAAACUGCACCUAAGUCCCAAGUUUGUUUUAUGCGGUCUGGACCAGGGUAGCGAACCACAAGUGUGAACACAACCUUUUAUUCAUGUGUUCAUUUCAAACAAAGCAGGAGAUGAACACCUUCUUUAAUCACAUAGUUUUUGUGUCCAUAGCGCUGGAUAACCAACUCAGGCAGAAAGGAAAAAAAAACAAAAAAACGUGUACAGACCCACUUGAAAGUUUUGUUAACUCCUAUCACUUUACAACGUGGGCUGUUUGGGUUCUAAGAUGUAAACAUUUAGCACACAUAAUUUAAGAUGAUUAACAAUCAUUGACAAUUAACUAGUAAUUAUUGUGAUAUUAUAAUGUGUACUAUGCUGGAGAUGGCUGGGAGGUUUUCUUUGUUGGUUUCUUUGGCCCCUUGCUUACUGCCACUUGUUUCCGAAAACUCUGGACCCCCCCGGACUGAGCAGGAAGUGAAAGAAGUGGGGGGCCCUUUGCUCGCCAAGGAACAGAACUUUGUGGCGGCAGAGGACAGCGUGGCCUGCAGGGGGCGCAGGAGUUCCCAGCCAACUUUGUUUGUAGUAUAUUGUCGUUACCAUCUCUCACAGACCACCACCCAGACCCCACCUUCUAUAGCCAUGGAGAAAUCUUGUCGGUGUGAACGUAUUUUUGACAUCUGUACAAAUGCACCUCUUUGGAGAAACAAAAUGAAAUCUUGACAUAUCGGGAAGAAA